Messenger RNA from Centruroides sculpturatus (bark scorpion), 1497 nucleotides. RefSeq lists its product as uncharacterized. The transcript has 3 exons. Gene Ontology annotation, biological process: sensory perception of taste. Bases 156 to 1313 code for a protein of 385 amino acids. NCBI's taxonomy places the organism in Eukaryota, Metazoa, Arthropoda, Arachnida, Scorpiones, Buthidae. The record is from RefSeq and is a predicted model, not a curated record. Gene Ontology annotation, cellular component: membrane.
GACACUGUCGCUUAUCACGCAUCGAAACAUAUUGGUAAAGGUACAACUCAUUACAAGCCUUCGAGAGUAAAAAUUUAUUAUAAAUAAUUCGAUACAAAAUAAUAUUUGAGGGUCGAAGAAGUGUUUUUAGAUUACGAGACUUGACAGAGAACAAUAUGAAUUCUUUAAUUCAAUUGACCAGAAUCAAGAAGUAUACAGACGAACAACAACUUCCACUUUCCACCUACAAAAACCGAUGGAAGUCAUUGGCCUUGUCCAUGAAAUUCCUUGGUUUGAAAUUCGAGAAAAGAUUCACUCCGCACAUUAUUUUCAUGUUGAUAGCAGAAAAAAUAUUUACAAUUUUCUUCAUCUACGAAAAUAUCAUAAUAUUAACAAGUACUUCUUCGCGAGUUCAUUGGAUCAUAUUUAUAUACUUUGUUUUCUUUCAUUUCGUAAAUAUUUUUUCUCUGUAUUACUUUCACAUGAAGAAGAAGAAAAUUACGGCGAAUUUAAAUAAUUUGUAUAAAGUUUCUGGCAUUAGCAGCGAGACAUGCACCAAGUCCAGAUCAAUGCUGAUUAAAGUCUGUUUAGUUUGGUUGAAUAGCAUCGUCUACAAUGUCGUGGCUUAUCUCAAUAUCGCCAAUAAAAAAUUUCAAUUAGUUACUAUUAAUGAGAUAUUUAAUAUAAACUCAGAUGAUUAUAGAGCAGAUAUCAUUACGUUUGGUUUAUGUUUCUUCGGUAACUUUGUCAUCGCAAAUCAGUUCCAUUUUUUGUUACUUUAUUUCUGUUCCAUAUGCAAAGAUUUUGAGUAUUCUUUCGUAUUAAUUCGUAAAAAGAUUGCCGAGAAGCGCACUCCGAAACAAAUUAACGAGGCAUCUUUCAAGUAUAUGCAGAUAUCGGCCAUGGUAAAUGAAAUAGAAAGUAUUUACUCUCCUAUUUUAUUUCUGUGGUCUGCUUUCGUUGUUGGAAAUGUCGUAUUUAUGAUUGGUAGUUACUUACAGAGGAUGAAGUCCUCUAUCAACAUGACGGAUAUAAUAACUUUCUUCUGUUGUACAGGAUUUCAAUUGUUAUUGUUUUGUAACGUUUGUUUGUCUUCGUCGAAUAUGAACAGAGAGGCCAAGAAGUUCGCGAUGUCUCUUUACAAGUUGUCACUUUUUAUCAACGAUCCAUCCAUUCAGCAAUUUGCCUUUCAGUUUUCUGUAGAAAUUUUGCAAGAUUUGCCUAAUUUUUCUGCAUGGAAUAUGUUUUGCAUCGAUAAUAAUCUCACAAUGACAAUUUUUAGUGCCGUUGUCACUUACGGUCUCGUCAUGUAUCAAUUUUCAAGCAAGGAAUAGUAAAAAGGAAGUCGCAUAAUCGUGGACACGCAUAUCGACUCUCAUCCUUCCUCCUUUCUGUCUAUGAAGUUGCUGAGAAAAUAUUGAAAUGAAGCAAAAGUCUUCUUUGCUAUUAGAAUUUAUUGCAAAUAAAUGUAAUUUAGAACGUUAAGAAGCACCCGCGAAAAAAUAAAUCAAUUGAAAU